This is a messenger RNA of Thyridium curvatum, 1566 nucleotides long. RefSeq lists its product as uncharacterized. The coding region runs from base 1 to 1566 and encodes 521 amino acids. Gene Ontology annotation, cellular component: membrane. The record is from RefSeq and is a predicted model, not a curated record. NCBI's taxonomy places the organism in Eukaryota, Fungi, Ascomycota, Sordariomycetes, Thyridiales, Thyridiaceae. The transcript is spliced from 2 exons. Gene Ontology annotation, biological process: transmembrane transport. Gene Ontology annotation, molecular function: transmembrane transporter activity.
AUGUCGCAUCCAAUUGAAGACGAUAACAUGGUCAAACUUGAUCCAGCCAGCAUGGAAGCUGCUCAUCACGACGAAGGAGGGCCCUCAGUGAUGCCUGGUACUCUACAAAUCAGCAACCGCCUUCGAGAUCCCGAGUACCGGCGUCGUGUCGAGAAAAGCCUCAAGCGAAAGAUCGAUCUCCGAUGCAGUUUCUUCGUUUUAAUUUAUAUAUUAAACUACCUAGAUCGAUCCAACAUAGCUUCUGCUCGACUGAAAGGGUUGCAAGAAGAGCUGCGACUCAGCGAUCAACAAUACGCGACCUGCCUGUCGAUUCUUUACGUAGGAUACAUCCUGAUGCAGGUCCCUUCCAAUAUCUUCAUUAAUCGAAUCAGCCGGCCCUCCUUGUACAUUUCCAUCGCCAUGCUUCUUUGGGGUCUCAUCAGUACUUUAUCAGGAGUUGCCCGAAAUUUCGCGGACAUGGUCGUCAUCCGAUUCUUCCUCGGGUUUGUCGAAGCCGCCUUCCUCCCCGGCGCCCUUAUGAUCCUGUCCAACUGGUACACCCGUAAGGAGCUGACCGAGCGCAAUGCCGUUCUCUUCUGCGGCAACCUCAUUUCCAACGCCUUCUCCGCCCUCGUCGCCGCCGGCGUUCUCUCCAACAUGGACGGCAUCCUGGGUCACUCUGCCUGGCGCUGGCUCUUCUACAUCGAGGGUGCCGCCACUAUGGCCGUCGCAGUUGCUGCUGCCUUUAUCCUGCCCGAUCUGCCGCAUAACUCGCGCGGCUUCACCGAGGAGGAGCUGCAGGUCGCCCAACUGCGCAUGAUUGAGGAUGUCGGCGAGGCGGACGAGGACCAGAAGGAGGACGGCACGUUCGGUGGUCUGUUCAUGGCCACCCGCGACGUCAAGAUCUACCUCAUGAUGCUGACACUCACCGCCUAUGUUGUUGGCCUGUCGUUCAACGCUUACUUCCCGACCCUCACCAAGACUCUCGGUUUCCCCGAGAUUGAGACUCUGCUGCUUAGUGCUCCCCCAUGGGUUCUGUCCUGUAUCGUUUCGCUUCUCGUUGCUUGGCAUGCGGAUCGCACGCAGGAGAAGUUUUGGCACAUUGUCGGACCCAUCUUCAUUGGUAUCAUUGGCUUCGUUAUCAGCAUGGCGACAGGCAAUGUCGCCGCUCGCUAUGUUGCGCUGUUCCUCCAGGCUAGCUCCUACGCUGGGUUCAUCACCUUCUACUCCUGGAUCUCGUCCUCGUUCCCGCGCCCGCCGGCCAAGCGCGCCGUCGCCUUCGCCAUGAUCAACGCCUUCAGCCAGCUCGGCAACGUCGCCGGCUCGUACGUAUGGAACCUCAAGGACAACGGCUUCCGCAAGAGCUACGGCAUCGUCCUGUCCAUGUUCGGCAUCACCAUCGUCGGUGUCUUCGCCUUCCGCAUGAUCCUCGUCAACCUCAACAAGCGCAUCUCGGCUCGCGAGCUACUCGAGGACGAGGCCCGCACCGGCGAGGCCGAGGCGGCCACGCACACGCACGGCCCCGUGCACUGGUACGCACCAGAGGAGACGCUCAACAUGCCCCGCGGCUUCAGGUACUUGGUGUAA